GCAGCAGGCAGAUUGAGAGUGCAGUCGUGCUACUCCCCAACGGAAGCUCAUCUCGAGAAAGCCAAGCAACGAUACGAGCAGACGUUAGCUGAGUUGAGGCGUUCUUCGGAAACAUGCUCUUCUGAACAUAAUUGAGGAAGGAAAAAAUUGAAAAAAUGAUACGAAUCAAAGAGACAGCACCUCCUCUAGACUACUCGUUUAAGAGCUUGGACAACAUCGAGGGACUGCACUUGUUGAAACCACGGCGUGGUGUGAAACGGUACCGGAGAUCAACAUCUGGUCGGUACAGCUGUACUUCACUCAGACUCAACAACAACCACUUGACUUCAGUACACGGCAUUCACGCUGUGGCUUACCAGCUUCUGGAGCAGCCUGAACACCUGACCUGGUUGGAUCUGUCAUUCAACAAGUUGACAUCGCUUGCCCCUGAGAUCGCCUCGUUCGCUUCUCUCAAGAUUCUGUAUCUCCAUGGUAAUCAGCUGUCUGACCUCACUUCAGUGCUGCGACCUCUUAAAUGCCUGGAUGAUCUGUACAGCCUGACGCUCCAUGGUAAUCCACUGGAGGAGAGAAAGGGUUAUCGGAACCGAGUGAUAAGCUCGCUCCCACAGCUGAAGUCUCUGGACUUCACCAACGUCACAUCGGCGGACCACAAGCGGAUCCAGCAACGCAAGAGUGCAGCGGCGGCUGCAGAGAACAGUCAACAACACAGUCGUGUCAAGAGUACAUUCUGAUACCUAGACAAGCUUCAGACACCGUCACCUCGUCAGAACAAAACAGCAGAGAAGACAGCCAAAGAGAAACCUGUCAAGGAGAAAGAUUUCUGGGAUGAGUUUUAUCCGAAAAUACCAAUAGACAGAGAUAGAAGGAAGAGCCCUUGGAUCCGUGGAUUUAACCGUUACGAGGAGUUUGACCGGUUCGCCCUUUUCCCAAGAUUUUUCUCCCUUGACGAGUCAGAGCCUGCAGUGAAAGCAUCUGAAUAACCGGACAGUGAAAAUUAUACGUAUUUUUGCUAAGUUCAACUAAAAAUUGCAAAAAAUAUUUUUUUUUACCAGCGCAUGAACAUUCUAUUACAAGAUUUUUUAAAUUUUAGCUUUUCACUAAAUAAAGUUGUCUGAGCACUGUUAAUGUAAUAGUAUUAACAUUAAUUUAUUGUAUUUUAUAUUUCUAAUUUCAAUAAAGUUUAUUCAAUACACA
Molecule: messenger RNA, 1194 nt
Organism: Homalodisca vitripennis (glassy-winged sharpshooter)
Lineage: Eukaryota; Metazoa; Arthropoda; Insecta; Hemiptera; Cicadellidae
Product: leucine-rich repeat-containing protein 51-like
Exons: 4
Coding region: 156-731 (191 amino acids)
Molecular function (GO): protein binding
Source: RefSeq, a predicted model, not a curated record